AUGGACGCUCUGUCAUGGAGGCUCCAGGUCUGGAGGUCCCUAUGUGCAAGAAAAUGCUGUUGGUAUUGUGGAGGACAGAAGGAGGUGGAGGACAGAGAGGAAAAAUCAGAUGUGGUUAGAGAAAGAUGGACAGAGAGAAAUGAGGAAAUGGGAAUGCAAGAGAGGUCGUCAAGGACCUGGAGUGUGUCGUCCUUGCUUGAUACCCAGCUGGGAGAGUUGGACGGUGUGGAAACUCCUCAGCCGCAGUGGUUCCACACUCUGCAAGUGCGCCGACUCCGAUCGCAGAGGGGACGCAGCAACAGUGACCCACUGGGUGGCAAAGGCUUCCAGCAAGACUUCCAAUGGAAUACAGGUUUGCAGUUUGGAACGGCAACUUCAUACCUAAACUUGGAGAAACUAGGAGAGGGGGCGUAUGCUACAGUGUACAAAGGAAUAAGCAGGAUAAAUGGACACUUGGUGGCGCUAAAAGUAAUUCGAAUGAAGACUGAAGAAGGAGUUCCAUUUAAUGCAAUCAGAGAGGCCUCACUGUUAAAAGGCCUGAAACAUGCUAAUGUAGUUCUGCUCCAUGAUAUUAUUCACACUCGAGAGUCCCUAACGUUCGUCUUUGAGUACAUGCAAACAGACUUGGCGCAGUAUAUGUUAGAGCACCCAGGAGGACUGCACCCACACAAUGUUCGAAUCUUCAUGUUCCAGCUGUUGCGAGGUUUAUCAUAUAUCCACAACAGGAGGAUUUUGCACCGUGAUAUUAAACCUCAGAAUUUACUCAUCAGCUACCUGGGCGAGCUCAAACUUGCUGAUUUUGGCCUGGCACGAUCUAAGUCCAUCCCAUGCCAAACCUACUCAGCAGAAGUUGUGACUCUGUGGUACAGACCACCUGAUGUGCUUCUGGGAUCUACAGACUACUCUACAGCAGUGGAUGUCUGGGGUGCUGGCUGCAUUUUCAUUGAGAUGCUACAGGGGGCACCAGCAUUCCCUGGAGUGGCUGAUGUUUUCGAACAGUUGGUAAAGAUUUGGACAGUUCUCGGCGUGCCCACAGAAGAGACUUGGCCAGGAAUAUGCGAGCUGCCAAACUAUAAACCAGAAUGGUUCCUGCCUUACAAACCCCAGCAAUUCAGAGAUGUCUGGAAAAGAUUUGCACAGCUACCCUAUAAGACGGAAGACCUGGCCCAGCAGAUGUUGAUGAUGGUUCCCAAAGAUAGGAUCUUGGCCCAGGAUGCCCUGCAGCACCCCUACUUUAGCACGCUGCCACCACCAGUGAUGCAUCUGCGAGACACUGUAUCCAUCUUUAAGGUGCCUGGGGUAAGACUGGAGACGGAAGUUCAGGAUAUUUUCAGCUCCAACAGUCGGAUGAAAUCCUCCCUCGUUCCCCUGGGCAAAUGCUGGUGAUAGGCUUCCACGACCACACACAACUUUUCAUGAGCAGAAAGAAAACUCAAAAACACAUUACCAGGGAUCAAUUAUGGAAUUAUGCUGUGUUCUAUUGUUCCUAGAUCCUCAGAUAAAACUACUUCCGAUUCGGAAAUGGGUAAUUAAACACUGGCCUAACUUGGAAUGCAAGGCAAGAUCCACCUUGCCCAAGUUUGCCAAUGCAAACACAGCUUAUGUCACAGCGGAAAUAGCAGCACAUACACUAAACAGUAUAUAUUACACUCUUUCUGGCAGUCUUCACCUCUAGGAACAGGAUUGAUUUAUUGCUCUGUAAAAGCUGUAUUCUGUAAUCAAUGCAUCUGAAUAUAUGACUUGAGACAAGCAGCACUUUUGAUAUAGAGCACAAUUUACCACAGGGACAUUUUAAAAUAUUUUAGAUUAUUGCAGGUCAAAGU
This is a messenger RNA of Trichomycterus rosablanca, 1823 nucleotides long. RefSeq names its product cyclin-dependent kinase 15 (gene cdk15). The transcript has 13 exons. Lineage: Eukaryota; Metazoa; Chordata; Actinopteri; Siluriformes; Trichomycteridae. The record is from RefSeq and is a predicted model, not a curated record. Gene Ontology annotation, cellular component: cytosol; nucleus; cytoplasm. Gene Ontology annotation, molecular function: cyclin binding; cyclin-dependent protein serine/threonine kinase activity; ATP binding. The coding region runs from base 1 to 1386 and encodes 461 amino acids. Gene Ontology annotation, biological process: protein phosphorylation.